UCCGAGUUACCUCCCCUGUUGGAAAUGUAAACAACAUGGCUGACCUUGAAUCAGAAGUUAGUUGUACAGUUUGCGGAUCGAAAAUUGGCAUUAAGCGAUGUGGUGUUUGCAAGAUAACAUACUACUGUUCAAGAGAACAUCAAAUUAAGGGCUGGGGGCAACAUAAAGCGAUAUGCAUGGUUCAGAUGAAUGGACAAUCGUCUGCAGCACCUGGUAAUAGUUUAAGGAUGGCAUCACAAAAUGAAAGCAUUGAAACUGCUCACAACACUGUUAAUAGUUCUACUGGAUCAGAUGCAUGUAAAUCAAGUCUUCAGCAUACACAGACAAAUACGCAGACAGCCAAAGAUGAUGACGCAAUUCCCUUUGAUGAACGACCUGUUCUUAAGAAGGAAUUCUUGAAACUUAAACCCAGAGCAACUGAAAGUUACAUUGCUCAAAUAGCUGUUCAGAAUUUGUUCGCGCAAGGUUUCUGUGUCAUUGAUGGAAUAUUUUCUCAAAGUCAGAUAUCAAAUGCCUUGAAGGACAUAAAUAACUGUCUGAAAGAAAAUAAAUUUGACUGUGGACGCCUCGAGGGAGGCAGAACAAGUGGUGAGGUUGAGAAACAAGUUGUGAAUUCUAACAUAAGGUGUGACAAAAUCAUGUGGCUGGAAGGCUCUGAGUCACACCUGCCUGGUAUAUCUAGUGUUGUGUUACACAUGGACAACAUUUUGUCAGAAUUCAAUCAUUUCUUGAAUAAUAGAUAUUUCAUAAAUGGGCGGACCAAGGCUAUGAUAGCUUGUUACCCAGGCAAUGGGGCUUACUAUCGUCGGCAUGUAGACAAUCCGAAUGGAGAUGGACGUGUUGUCACAUGCAUUUUGUACCUCAAUGAGGGUUGGAAUGUACAGGAAGAUGGUGGUCUGCUUCGCAUUUUCCCUGCCAACACUGACGAUUAUGUUGAUGUUGCACCAGUUGCCAACAGACUGCUGUUUUUCUGGUCAGAUAGAAGAAACCCACAUGAGGUUCAACCAGCUUUCAAAACAAGAUAUGCUGUUACUGUCUGGUACAUGGACAAAGCAGAACGGGAAAAGGCAAAGCAAUCUCUAGUACAAGAAAAAAUGGACACUUUUCAAGGCGAGUAUGCCUUGAAAGAAAGAGAACAUUGCAAGAAUGAAAGGGACAGCAUGUGCCAAACAAUUGAGGCAACGGCCACUGACGCAGUGUCAUCUCUGACAGACGAAGAAUUACAGGCCCUGUCCACCCUUAUCAAAGGCCAGAAUGAUCCUGAUGCCAUCCUUGCCUCGCUAGGAAUCUCUCCCAACAUCACGCAGAAGUUGCUGCAGAGACUGAAACUACUGUGAUGUUUCAAGGACUUAACUUGGAACGGAAAUGACGCAUCAAAAAUGACUGUAGUGAAGCUAGAAUUAUGUCAAACUUGCCAAAGGGAAGACCUGGAACUAGUAUCACAAAUAUAAUUUUAUCAAUAUUCAGAUUCAACUUUGAGUUUUUCUCAAUGUUUAAGAUGAGUUGGACCAUCAUACUAAAUUGAUGUUCACAGAUGUUUUUAUGAGUUUUGCAUCAAAAAUCUCAACCCCGAGUUUGAGGAUGAAUAUUUGAAUAUUCUUAUAGCUGAGAUUUGAGAUUGUUCAUGAGCUGAAUUACAAUCUAAAUACUAAGAUCUCACCCCUAAGUUGAGCUUAAAAAUGAGAAUGUUUAUGGCACUGAGUGAGCCUUUGCUUUGAUCCACAAUUUUGGAAUGAUUUUUAUUUUUUACCAAGUACUAGGCCUAUAUUCACCAAACAAUUCUUAGACUUAAAUAUUAAAAAAAAGAAUAUUCUCUAAAUUGGAAUACUAGUAUUCAAUAAUUGCAUUAAUGUUAAGUCAAACUUAUUAUAAACCACCUCUAUCUACAUCAUUCUUCAUGUAGAACUAUUUGUUUAACAAAUGAAAGUGAAAUAAUAAAUUAAGAACAAUUUACAUGUCAUAAAUUUAAUUUUUUGGUGAAACUUAGUUUUAAGUAAAUUCACCGGAAACAAUAUUGCAACAGUUCAUGAAAAGUUCAUCACAUAAUUGCAUGAACACUUCAAGUGUUCAUAUUUGACAUUUCGGAUUCAGAGUUAUAAAAAUGGUCUAUUGUUGUACAUGCUGUUAUUGAAUGUUUUUGAAUCAAUGCAAAAAAUGUGUUUUUGUGAUAAUUUUUACUGAAAAAAAUCCUGAAACUGUU
Dreissena polymorpha is the source of this 2200-nucleotide messenger RNA. Its product is annotated as egl nine homolog 1-like. The transcript has 7 exons. Bases 36 to 1337 code for a protein of 433 amino acids. Gene Ontology annotation, cellular component: nucleus; cytoplasm. Gene Ontology annotation, biological process: peptidyl-proline hydroxylation to 4-hydroxy-L-proline; cellular response to hypoxia. Lineage: Eukaryota; Metazoa; Mollusca; Bivalvia; Myida; Dreissenidae. The record is from RefSeq and is a predicted model, not a curated record. Gene Ontology annotation, molecular function: peptidyl-proline 4-dioxygenase activity; ferrous iron binding; L-ascorbic acid binding.